Paramecium pentaurelia is the source of this 2287-nucleotide messenger RNA. The record is from the annotation of a GenBank genome assembly. Lineage: Eukaryota; Ciliophora; Oligohymenophorea; Peniculida; Parameciidae.
AUGAAUUUUACAAUAAAUGAAAUAAGGAGAUCAGGGACUCAUGUAAAAUAAUUUAUUAUGACAGACAGAAGAAGAACUCAAUUAACUAACAUUGGAUGAGAACAUGGGAGAAUUGAGAAGAGCACAAUAUAUUCUUUAGAGAGGUCAUCCAAUUUAAAAAUAUGCAGUAUUAUAGAUAAUAAUUAGAUUUACUCAAAUAUCCAUAGGUUAUUUAAGGUGAGUGGAUUUAGUUUAUUGUUUCCAAUAAUUAAUGAGGAUUUGGUGAAGUAAGAUGAAGACACGAUUGCAAUAGCAACUAAGGAAUUGUUGUUGAUUGCAAAAUAGAUGAAAGAGAAGGAAUAACAGUUGUUACUUAAUCAGACGAUUCAUUUCAUGAAGAAUUAUAAUUUGAAAUUAGCAGAAGGAUGGUUUGAGUUAUUUGAAAUGUUAUAUUGUUGUGAUAUACACAAUUCAAUUAAGUUGAUAGAUGAGUUAACUGAUAUUGAGGCUGAGACACAUUUACGAUAGAGAGGAGCUCGAUUACUUCAAUAUAUACCAUAGAUAGAGAAAAUAUAAUUGCUUUGUAUGGAUAAGGAUCCUUAGGUAAGAUUUGAGAUUGUGAAAACAAUAUAGAUUGUUUACUGUACUUUCACUCCUGAAAAGUUUAGUACUUAUUUGUAAAUGAAGGUAUAUAAAUCAUAUUACAAUUAAAGAUUUUUGAGUUGAUUUAUGAUUAUGAAGUACAAGUAAGGAUGGCAGCUAUUGAGAUGUUUUUUAUGGUUUAAUCUCAUUUAUAAGAUAGGGAAAAAAUGAUUACAAAAUAAUUUUUUGAAUUUCUAAGUUCCCAGAAUGUAUAAAUUAUAACAAUAAUGUCAAGAAUAUGUGGGAAAGUAUUAAUGGAAAUAAUGGAUGUAAAACCUGAUAUUUAAAAAUUUCUAAAAGUGUUCAUAUCAUUUGCUGAUAAUACAAAUGAAGAAUAUAGAAUUAACUUUGCUUACAAUUUUCCUGCCAUACUCCAAAUCUUACAGGGGGAAUGUUAUGAUUAAUUAAAAGAAACCUAUUUAAAAUUAAUGCAAUUUGAUACAUCUAUUCAAGUCAGGAACUUACUCUUGGCAAGCAUCCCAGAUGUUAUCUCUACUUUAAAAAUUCAUAAAACUCAAUCACUAAUACCACUUAUUCGUAAAAUGUUAGAUAAUCCAAUAAUAUAAUACAAUUUGUAUUCUAUCAUCUAUGCUCUUUGGCCAAGCUUUGAUCAAUAAGAACAAUUAAUUUUAUCAGUAAUUAUUAAUAAUUAUAUAACAUAGAAAAUGUUAGUGAAUGAUAUCCUAAUAGACUUAGUAAAACAAUUAAAUUGCAAGGCCACUAUAAUGUUAUUAGAAUAAUUACUAAAGUAAAAUCACAUUAUAUAUACAGAGACUUCACGAGUUCUUUUAAUAAUGCGAUGCAUAUCUAUUAUUAUUAAGUCCACUAUAAAACUUAUUAUCAGCAGAUUCAUCAAAUAUUAGAACAUUGGCAGCUCAAAAUAUAGCAUAUUUGGCAUAUCAUGAUCAGUAAUGGAAAUAUCUAAAUUUCAUAGAUCUAUUAAUAGUUAAAUGAUAAACCAAUGUAUGAAUAGUCACAAAUUCAGAAUGCGUAUCUGUUAUAUUGAUUUCAUUUCUUAAACUAUUGAUCUAUGUUCUAAGAGAUAUUUCCAUGUGAAUAAUUUCAUCAAUAUAUUGGUACUCAGUUAAGAUAAGAUUUUUGAUGUACGUAUUAAACUAAGUCGUAUCAUGAAAAAGAUUUAAACAAUUAUUUUAGAUAAUGAUGAAACUGCAUGUAUUUAAUAUGAUUAAGCUAUUAAACAUCUUUCAAGAGAACCUAUUAUCAAUGAAGUAAUUAAUAUUUUUAUUGAAUAUAGAUUCUUAAACAGAAUGAAUCAUUGUAAAUUUCAUUUGGAGAUGAUUUACUAAAAGAAUAAAAAGAACAUUUAUGUUUUGCUAGGAUUUCAGCUGAUGAUAUUGAUGCUAUCGAAAAAAAUGAACAUACAGGAUCCAUUUCACCAUUUAUUAUUAAAUCUAAAAAUGGAUAUGGACAUAGUAGAAAACGUUCAUCAGUCACUCGUUAACCCAUCAAUAGAUCUUAACCGAAUGCUUCAUUUACUUAAAAACUUACUCAAAUUUAAACUAAAUACAAUCCUAUCAAAAUUUCAGAAGACAUGAGUCGUAGAACUUCUGUUCCUCCUGUUCCUGGUCGAAAAUUACAACUAACUUUAAAACCAACCAAUACUCAAUUCAAACCCAAAUUAAACUAAUAACGAUUGAGAAAAUGA